CCAGGAACUCACUCUUCUGCCCUUAAAUCUUCUCGUAAUCAUCUAAUGAGCCGCUCUCAUCUGCUUUAUUUGGCCAUUAGUCUUUGCCGUGUUCUCACCAGUCAACUUGGCCAGUAAUAGUAAGGAGUCAGUCGACUAUUCGGGUCUUUUUACAUUAGACAUCGAUGCUAUCAUUCGCUUAAUCCAACACAGUCACUUUGAUAGCUUUCGUUCUUCUCUUCAUCCUGUGAUCCUAUCUGCGAGGCUGGAUCCUCUUUUUUUCAUAAUGAACGUCAAUCGCGCCAGGGUUCGAAAUGUUUUCAUCUACAAUGGUGCUACAGGCGACCACUUCGGUGGAAUGCGACAGAAUGGAUCGAUAACAGAAGCGGUGUUUCUAUGGAUCCUGAGCCAUAUCCUGCUCAUUACAGAUGCUGAGCUUGAAGUCAAAGCUCGAGCUUCCCAACAGAUCAUCUUACCGACAAGCAACCGCCUUGAACCUGGUGAUUAUGACGUCUACUGCAAUGGCUCUAUUAAGCUCACUAACGAACCCUGGGUGCUACGAAUUCUAUCACAUAGUGUCAGUGGAAGAGAAGAGAGCUUUCGUGAAGGAUUACGUAAACGAGAUGGAAAGUGUGUCCUAUCAGGUUUCGAAAAUCUGAACGCGGAUAUUGGUGACUGGAGCCCCUUUGAAGGAGCCCAUAUUUUCCCGCUUGAAAAGGAGAAUAUAUGGAUUACGCAGAAUUUCGGAAGAUGGAUCACUGAUAUGGACUAUGCGAAUGGAGUUUCGAAGAUAAACAGUUGUCAGAACGGAUUACUUCUACGGCGUGAUCUUCAUACAAUGUUCGACAAUUACCUCAUCUCAGUCAAUCCAGACGACGGCUAUAAGAUUAUAGUAUUCAAUCGUGACAUCUUUGGUCUCGAUGGACGAGUCCUGGAUCCUGUAUGUCGUAAUCCAAGAGACCUGCACCGCGUCUCAGAUGAGUUACUUCGGUGGCAUUUCCGGCAAUCAGUCCUUGCGAACAUGAGAGGCGCUGGUGAGCCUAUCUUUGAACAUGAUUUCCCAGCGGGAACGGAUAUGAUGAGGGAAAUUUAUGAAGGCCCCAGUGCGCAGGAAAGGUUUGAAAUGGAAAUUGCUUCGAGAUUACGCGGAUUCGAGAUUUAGAUGAUGAGGGAGAAGAGACAUUUCCAGAGUGAAAAUUACGUCUGUACGACUUACUGGUCUUAUUUUUUUUUAGCGUGGAAUGGGCAGUCAUAUAAGGAGCUUCAGAGAAGGGAUGGUUAGCAUGAUCCAAAAGACAGCGUCAGGUAUCACCGUUUCUGGCCGCCAGUUAACCAUCUCAUCAUUAGACAGAGUAUAUAUAUUCAUUUCUAUAGGUGAGAUAAAAUUCUUAUUCAGAACUGGCGCUGUCAACAAUGACCGGCAAUAGUCGAUAUUCGAACGAAUUAAGAAACCGGAGAGGUGUGUA
This is a messenger RNA of Paecilomyces variotii, 1445 nucleotides long. Its product is annotated as HNH endonuclease-domain-containing protein. The coding region runs from base 266 to 1141 and encodes 291 amino acids. The record is from RefSeq and is a predicted model, not a curated record. The transcript is spliced from 3 exons. Lineage: Eukaryota; Fungi; Ascomycota; Eurotiomycetes; Eurotiales; Thermoascaceae.